CUUCCUGUCGGCUGUCAGUUGAUGCAAAUUGCUACAAGAGGCGCUGCUUUUCCAUUUCCUAUUUCUUUUACUUUGUGAAUGGUGUCAGAGUAAGCAUCCAGGAUGCAGAUCUUCGUCAAGACCCUGACGGGCAAGACCAUCACCCUUGAGGUCGAACCGUCCGAUACGAUCGAAAAUGUCAAAGCCAAAAUCCAGGAUAAGGAGGGAAUCCCCCCAGAUCAGCAGCGUUUGAUCUUUGCCGGUAAGCAGCUGGAAGAUGGUCGUACCUUGUCCGACUACAACAUCCAGAAGGAAUCGACCCUUCACUUGGUGCUGCGCCUCCGUGGUGGUGCGAUGCAGAUCUUCGUCAAGACCCUGACGGGCAAGACCAUCACCCUUGAGGUCGAACCGUCCGAUACGAUCGAAAAUGUCAAAGCCAAAAUCCAGGAUAAGGAGGGAAUCCCCCCAGAUCAGCAGCGUUUGAUCUUUGCCGGUAAGCAGCUGGAAGAUGGUCGUACCUUGUCCGACUACAACAUCCAGAAGGAAUCGACCCUUCACUUGGUGCUGCGCCUCCGUGGUGGUGCCAAGAAGCGCAAGAAGAAGAAUUACUCCACCCCCAAGAAGAUCAAGCACAAGAGGAAGAAGGUCAAACUGGCUGUCCUCAAGUACUACAAGGUCGAUGAAAACGGCAAGAUCCACCGUCUGCGUCGUGAGUGCACCAGCGAGACCUGCGGUGCCGGUGUUUUCAUGGCUGCCCACGAAGAUCGUCACUACUGCGGCAAGUGCCACCUGACACUGGUCUACUCCAAGCAGGAAGAGAAGUAAAAAAAGGACCUGUUAUCUCUGGGUAUAUUUUGCGUUGGUGAACAAGAAUGCACGAAGAGAUCUUCUUCUUCUUUAAUAUUUAAGGAUUAAAAGAAAAUAAAAAGGAAAAAUCCACAAAUAAAGGAUUGAUACGGUUUUACAUUCCGUAUUCUUCUAAA
This is a messenger RNA of Ochlerotatus camptorhynchus, 962 nucleotides long. It is a transcript of the gene RpS27A, whose product is annotated as ribosomal protein S27A. Bases 103 to 804 code for a protein of 233 amino acids. Gene Ontology annotation, cellular component: nucleus; ribosome; cytoplasm. The record is from RefSeq and is a predicted model, not a curated record. Gene Ontology annotation, biological process: protein ubiquitination; translation; modification-dependent protein catabolic process. Lineage: Eukaryota; Metazoa; Arthropoda; Insecta; Diptera; Culicidae. Gene Ontology annotation, molecular function: RNA binding; ubiquitin protein ligase binding; protein tag activity. The transcript is spliced from 5 exons.